UAUAGUAUCGUGAUAUCUUUACACACCUUCGAAUAUUCAAAUACAUAUCUAUCAGUGCAAAGUGUUCAGUCUCGACUUACGGUUCUUAAGUCUACAAGCUGGAGUGAUUUAUAGUUUUUAACUUUGUUUCGCACAUACAUAUAUGUACUUUUCAUAAUUACAAAUGCAUACUAAAGUGAUUCUCUCGUUACUUUUUGCAUUCAUCGUGAUCUUUGCUAAUCUGUGUACAACGAUUGAAUCGCGUAAAGUGAUCUUCUACAAUCGUCAACCAACAGUGCAAAAGAGUCAGCUGCUAUCCACACAAAUCAUGUCGAAGCCAUGUCCAGCCGGCAAAAUGCGAGAUCAUCGUAAUCGUUGUAGGCGAGCCAUUAUAUUUAGUAGAAAGUCUAAAUAACACAAAUGUCUCGACUGAUUUAAUAAUCAGUGAGUGAUUUUCCAUCGAAUUCUCCGAAAUCAACUGUGGGAUUGGGGCGAAGAGUAGUAGGAGAUCUUCAUUGCAGCAAAGCGGUGCCUUAUUGGAGUAAUUAUAAAUAUAACUUAGUUUAAUUAUAAGAUAGUUAUUACGUUUAAAAAGUAUUUAUGUAUAACUAACCAGCAAGACAGCAGUGACAAAUUAUAAAAGUUCAUAUAUGGCGAUUUGGGUCAUAUGAACGUGUGUAUGAGUAUAUGUCUGUAUUUAUCGGUGCGAAUGUUAAAACCUAAAGAUAUCGUAUUUUAUUAUUUAUGUAGCUUACCUGCAUAGUUUUCUAAGAUCGACACAAUAAGUAUGUAUGUAGAUAUAUCUAAGAGAAAUUAAGUAACAUUUUUUACUUACA
Molecule: messenger RNA, 815 nt
Organism: Rhagoletis zephyria (snowberry fruit fly)
Lineage: Eukaryota; Metazoa; Arthropoda; Insecta; Diptera; Tephritidae
Source: RefSeq, a predicted model, not a curated record